CUGAAUUGGAGGAAUCGGUCAUUAUUUUGAUGUGAAGACUUCAUCACCGACAUCUAUAUGUUCAUUUGUUGGCCUCCAGGAACUAGUGCAGUUCAUCAGUGGCAAUAACUGACAUUUCUUUGGAAAAAAACCCCAAAUAAACAAAAAACCCAGCAGACAAAACCCAACAGACCUUUUGAAGACUUGUGUCAAAUGACGUCAAUGGCCAGUUUGUUCUCCUUUACUAGCCCAGCUGUAAAGCGUCUGUUGGGCUGGAAACAAGGAGAUGAAGAGGAAAAAUGGGCAGAAAAAGCUGUUGAUGCUUUGGUUAAAAAGCUGAAGAAAAAAAAGGGUGCUAUGGAAGAACUGGAGAAAGCCUUGAGCAGUCCAGGACAGCCCAGCAAGUGCGUUACUAUCCCCCGCUCUUUAGAUGGACGACUUCAAGUUUCUCACAGAAAGGGCCUUCCCCAUGUCAUUUACUGUCGUGUUUGGCGUUGGCCUGAUCUACAAAGUCAUCAUGAGCUGAAGCCUUUGGAUAUCUGUGAAUUUCCUUUUGGAUCUAAACAGAAGGAAGUCUGCAUCAAUCCAUACCACUAUAAGAGGGUGGAGAGCCCAGUUCUACCUCCAGUGUUAGUGCCUAGACAUAGUGAAUUCAAUCCACAGCACAGUCUACUAGUCCAGUUCAGGAACUUAAGCCACAACGAACCACACAUGCCACACAACGCGACAUUUCCAGACUCUUUCCAGCAACCCAACAGCACUCCAUUUUCCAUUUCACCAAACAGUCCCUAUCCACCUUCUCCAGCCAGCAGCACUUACCCGAGCUCCCCAGCUAGCUCUGGACCAUCCAGUCCAUUUCAGCUACCGGCUGAUACUCCACCUCCUGCAUAUAUGCCCCCUGAUGAUCAAAUGGGGCAGGAUAAUACGCAGUCUAUGGACACAAGCAAUUCAAUGAUCCCUCAAAUCAUGCCAAAUAUAUCUACCAGAGAUGUUCAGCCUGUUGCCUAUGAAGAACCCAAACACUGGUGUUCCAUCGUGUAUUACGAGCUAAAUAAUCGUGUUGGGGAGGCUUUUCAUGCAUCUUCUACAAGUGUCUUAGUAGAUGGGUUUACAGAUCCCUCCAAUAACAAAAACAGGUUCUGCUUAGGUUUGCUCUCAAACGUUAAUCGCAACUCGACAAUUGAGAACACUAGACGACACAUUGGAAAAGGAGUUCAUCUCUACUAUGUUGGUGGGGAAGUCUAUGCUGAGUGUUUAAGUGAUAGCAGCAUAUUUGUACAGAGCAGGAACUGCAACUACCACCAUGGCUUUCAUCCAACGACUGUAUGCAAGAUUCCCAGUGGAUGCAGUCUGAAGAUUUUUAACAAUCAGGAGUUUGCUCAGCUUUUAGCUCAGUCUGUCAACCAUGGAUUUGAAGCAGUGUAUGAGCUCACCAAGAUGUGCACCAUUCGCAUGAGCUUUGUAAAGGGCUGGGGAGCUGAAUAUCACCGACAAGAUGUGACGAGCACCCCAUGCUGGAUAGAAAUUCACCUUCAUGGGCCCCUCCAGUGGCUGGAUAAAGUACUUACACAAAUGGGUUCUCCUCUUAAUCCCAUCUCAUCUGUAUCAUAGUGCUGAAAUUCUAUCUUCAGCCUUAUUUUUAGCGAACUUAUUCUAAUUCUAGUGAAACUUCCAGUGUGGAUACUGUGAGCUAUAUGGAGAAUGGAUCUUACGGUUUAACUUCUUUUUUUAAAGCCCUUUGUGACCAAUUCCAUUGUGUAUAGCUAAUCAGUUUUACAUUUCAAUUUGUUCUUGUGAUGCUUAAGUGACAGUUGAGCCCUAAGGGUGGAAAAAAAAAGUCUAUUGAAAAGAUUCAGAACACUUCUCCCCUCCCUCCCCUAGAACUUACAGGCAUAUGUCUUAACUGGAAAAUGCUUUUUUGUCCUGGAGGGACACGAAUUAUGAAGACUGACUUCAGCAAAUAAAUACAUAUCAUAGUUUGGGAUUUUUUUACUGUUUGAACAUGUGCAGCUCCAGCUUGCAAGCUGUAGUUUUAGCAUAGUUGCUUAACAUCUUAAGGUUGACAUCUGUCAUAAGCAAA
Messenger RNA from Nestor notabilis (Kea), 2059 nucleotides. Its product is annotated as mothers against decapentaplegic homolog 5. The coding region runs from base 193 to 1590 and encodes 465 amino acids. The record is from RefSeq and is a predicted model, not a curated record. Gene Ontology annotation, biological process: SMAD protein signal transduction; anatomical structure morphogenesis; transforming growth factor beta receptor signaling pathway. Gene Ontology annotation, cellular component: heteromeric SMAD protein complex. NCBI's taxonomy places the organism in Eukaryota, Metazoa, Chordata, Aves, Psittaciformes, Psittacidae. Gene Ontology annotation, molecular function: DNA-binding transcription factor activity, RNA polymerase II-specific; RNA polymerase II cis-regulatory region sequence-specific DNA binding; I-SMAD binding. The transcript has 6 exons.